UCUUGGGCCUGCCUUCCGGUCUGGGCCUGCUCAUUGGGGAGGAAGAUGGCGAAGACGUACGACUACCUGUUCAAGCUGCUGCUGAUCGGGGACUCGGGCGUGGGCAAAACCUGCCUCCUCUUCCGCUUCAGCGAGGACGCCUUCAACACCACCUUCAUCUCCACCAUCGGAAUCGAUUUCAAAAUCCGAACAAUAGAGCUAGACGGGAAGAAGAUCAAGCUACAGAUAUGGGACACUGCAGGCCAGGAAAGGUUUCGCACCAUCACGACCGCCUACUACAGAGGAGCCAUGGGAAUAAUGCUGGUCUACGACAUCACCAACGAAAAGUCUUUCGACAACAUUAAGAACUGGAUACGGAACAUCGAAGAGCACGCGUCUUCGGACGUAGAAAGGAUGAUCCUCGGCAACAAAUGCGACAUGAACGAGAAGAGGCAAGUUUCGAAAGAAAAAGGGGAGAAGUUAGCAAUCGACUACGGCAUCAAGUUCCUGGAGACCAGCGCAAAGUCGAGCAUCAAUGUGGAAGAGGCGUUCUUCACUCUCGCACGGGACAUUAUGACAAAACUCAACAGAAAAAUGAACGACAACAGUCCGGCGGGCGCCAGCGGUCCGGUGAAAAUCACAGAAAACAGAUCAAAGAAGAGCAGCUUCUUUCGGUGCACGCUGCUUUGAUGAACUCCUAAUCCUAUCAUAGACUGCCGCAUACCUAGAACGAAGGAACGAAAGAACGAACAAACAGAAAACCCACCCCAACCACCCUUUUCUGCUUCCCAGCGCCUGCUGCUGAGAGCUCUGUGGGAGACGUAGAGCGCGCUAAGGCCCAGGGCAUGGAUUUGAGUCGGGACGCGGCCGUGAAGCCUUCCUUCCUCUCAAAGCUGCGCAGUCGAGGGAGAGAAAGAGAGCGACGCACACCUUCUUCCUUCUUGUCCUCUUCCUUCACCAUCCCCACUUGGUUUCACUGCCUGCUUCCAAAGCUGCUCAGUUGUCUUGUUUUGUCUCCUUUGCACACCUUCUGUUGCCUCCACAGUCUUAACACUGGGUGUGUGUGUGUGUGUGUGUGUUGCACAGCUUUUUUUUUUUCCUCCUUGGGAGUUUGGUAACCGAUCCACGGUUUGUGUUCUUUUCCAGCCGUAAAAGGAUCAGGACGGAUCUCUCUCCCGCCUUUCUUGGGCCUCCUCGAUGCUCCCGCCAUUGUUGUUGUUGUUGUUGCCGCCACCACAACGGGGCCCAGAGGGAUUCCAGCCGAUGCGCACUUCCUAUAUUAUUACAGCCACACCGUUCUCUUCUUACACACCGUUUACGUUAGCCAGAAUUUGAAUGACAACUGGGCGCAUUCUAUACAACUGGGCUCAGUCUAUAGCAUAUUUCAGUGAGAUUGAUAUAGAAUUGGGCUCAUUCUAUAGGUGAAGGUUAUAUAGAACUGGGCUCAGUCUAUAACAUAUUUCAGUGAGAUUGAUAUAGAACUGGGCUCAUUCUAUAGGUGAGGGUUAUAUAGAACUGGGCUCAGUCUAUAACAUAUUUCAGUGAGAUUGAUAUAGAAUUGGGCUCAUUCUAUAGGUGAGGGUUAUAUAGAACUGGGCUCAGUCUAUAACAUAUUUCAGUGAGAUUGAUAUAGAACUGGGCUCAUUCUAUAGGUGAGGGUUAUAUAGAAUUGGGCUCAUUGUAUAGGCGAGAUUUAAGUGAGGUUUAUAUAGAACCGGGCUCAAUCUGUAAGUGAGGUUUGUAUAGAACUGGGCUCAGUCUGUAAGAUAUUUCAGUGAGAUUAGUAUAGAACUGGGCUCAUUGUAUAGGUGAUAUUUAAGUGAGGUUUAUAUAGAACCGGACUCAAUCUGUAAGCGAAGUUUGUAUAGAACUGGGCUCAGACUAUAACAUAUUUCAGUGAGAUUGAUAUAGAACUGGGCUCAUUUUAUAGGUGAGGGUUAUAUAGAAUUGGGCUCAUUCUAUAGGUGAGGUUUAUAUAGAACUGGGCUCAGUCUAUAACAUAUUUCAGUGAGAUUGUUGCUCAUUCUAUAGGUGAGGUUUAUAUAGACCUAGGCUCAGUCUAACAUAUUUCAGUGAGAUUGAUAUAGAACUGGGCUCAUUCUAUAGGUGAGGGUUAUAUAGAACUGGGCUCAGUCUAUAAUAUAUUUCACUUAGAUUGGUGCUCAUUCUAUAGGUGAGGUUUAUAUAGACCUGGGCUCAGUCUAUAACAUAUUUCAGUGAGAUUGAUAUAGAACUGGGCUCAUUCUAUCGGUGAGGUUUAUAUAGAAUUGGGCUCAUUCUAUAGGUGAGGUUUAUAUAGAACUGGGCUCAGUCUAGAACAUAUUUCACUGAGAUUGGUGCUCAUUCUAUAGGUGAGGUUUAUAUAGAAUUGGGCUCAGUCUAUAGCAUAUUUUGGUGAGAUUGAGUUCAAACUGGGCUCAUUCUAUAGGUGAGAUUUAAAUGACACUUAUAUUGGACUGGGCUCAGUCUAUAGCAUAUUUCAGUGAAAUUUCUAUAGAACUGGGCCCAUUCUAUAGGUGAGAUUUAAAUGAGGUUUAUAUUGAACUGGGCUGAGUCUAUAGCAUAUUUCAGUGAGAUUUCUAUAGAAUUGGGCUCAUUCUAUAGGUGAGUUUUAAAUGAGGUUUAUAUUGAACUGGGCUCAGUCUAUAGCAUAUUUCAGUGAGAUUUCUAUAGAACUAGGCUUAACUUGGAAGUGAGAUUUCUAUAGAAGGUUGCUCAUUCUAUAAGUGGGGUCUAUAUAGAACCAGGCUCAAUCUGUAGGUGAGAUUGUUAGAGAAUUGUGCUCAGUCUAUAACUAAGAUUUCAGUGAGAUUGACCUAGAACUGGGCCCAGUCUAUAAGAAAUUUAUAUACAACUAGAAUCAUCCUAUAAGUGACGUUUAUAUAGAAUUGGGUUCAACCUGUAAGUGAGGCUGAUAUAGAACUAGGCUCAUCCUAUAUGCGAAUUGUGCUCAGUCUGUGAGAUUGACAUCGAACUGGGUUCCUUCUAUAAGCAAGGUUAUCCAUAGCGCAGCAUAUGCCUCCUGUGUCAGCAAGACGUAUACGGAGCGGCCCAGUCUUGGGGGCUCGGUGUCGGCGACCUCCACGCUUCCCGUUAGUUUUGGUCGGGCUCAAAACGCUCUCCUCCAUUGGCAUCGAAACAACAUUUUUCUUCCUGAAAGUGGAGCGUCGCUUUCCCCUUCCUUCCAUCCCUGUCUCACCUAUGACUUUUCCCUUUAAUUCCUACCAAACCCCGAGUUGUUUGCUCAGAGUCUCAAAUAACGGCCUCCUGGUCCUGGCGAAUAUUGAUAGAGGAGGCUCGCUUUGGUCCCUGCAGAUAUGUGUGAGCUCGUUCUGCAGGCGAGGCCUUAGAGGGAGUGAAUUCAGAUCCGAUCAGACUUGCGGGGAGAGAGCUGCCUUUCUUGCUCGUCUCCGAUUCUCCAUAAAAGGAGGGGUAUUAAAACGGGUGCUUUAACUUGACUGAUGUGCCAAACAACGGACUCUCUGCAAAAAAAAAGCAAACCUUUAGGGACCACUUUAUAUCCACAACUAAGGGUCACUUAACGGGUGAAAUAUUGGUCUUGGCUGUGUCUCUCACAUUGGAAAUCAAAACAAAGUCGUUUGGGUCUCUUUUAGGUUGUUUCCCUCCAAACUAGAGAAGGAAAAAAGAGUAUUGGAGAGCAUUAAAGCGGCAAAAUUCUUGACCCUAGGUUGAACUUCAAUGUCCGAACACAAGUGCUUUCUUCUUCCGCCGAUGAAUGUCCCUCCUUCCGCUUUAAUCACCUCCGACUUGGGAUUGUAUUCUUAUGUUGUGCUUUCUCUCUUUGGUCCCUUCUACGCCUCUUUGGGGUUUUUUUUUCUUUCUGUUUUUUUGUUUGUUUGUUUUGCUCUGUUUUUCUUCCAUUUCCUGUGUGCGGAGGCUUCGUCUCUAUGAACUUCUUCCCUCCCUUUGAGAGAGAAAGAGAGAAAAGCUCUGGCCGGAAACGGGUCUCACAAAGCGCUUCGUGAAGCAGCAGCGGGAAAUCGGGGCGGGAUAUUUACUCGUGGUUUUAUUCAAAAGAGAGAAGAAACUUUGCUAUUUUCUUACUUCUACCUGUGCUAUAAAAAUAAAUAAAUAAAAUUGUACAUACUUUUUUUUUUUUUGAGUUAGGACCACAGGGGGAAAAAAAUCACUUUUUAAGGUUGCUGAAAGGAUGCCACUCGCACACAACUAAGAGUUCAUUUCAUGUUUGUUAAUGGGGUUUUUUCCACCCCGCGAUUGUCUGUUCCUUGCUGAAAUUUCAUAAAUAUCUGUUUCCAAAAAGACGUGUUUGUUUUUAGCCCGCGGCUUAGCAGGAUCCAAAGCCAGAUGUUUGGAGAUUUGUUGGUUUUAGACCAGGCGCAGGCAAACUUGGGCCUUUCCGGGUGUUUUGGACUCCAAUUCCCACAAUUCCUAACAGCUUCAGGCCACUUCCUUUUCCUUUAAUUUAUAUUUUUUUUCAAUUCAAUUUCUAUUUUAAAUGUUUCUUAUGGAACGAUAAAUCUUUUUGGUGGUACACCUUUAUUAGCCCUUUCUGACUUUCUAACUAUUUCACUUCCACCAACUCUUAAAAUAAAAUAAAAUAAAAUUUUCAUUGUUUUUAUUA
Anolis sagrei ordinatus is the source of this 4582-nucleotide messenger RNA. Lineage: Eukaryota; Metazoa; Chordata; Lepidosauria; Squamata; Anolidae. The record is from RefSeq and is a predicted model, not a curated record.